Messenger RNA from Juglans microcarpa x Juglans regia, 630 nucleotides. RefSeq lists its product as uncharacterized. NCBI's taxonomy places the organism in Eukaryota, Viridiplantae, Streptophyta, Magnoliopsida, Fagales, Juglandaceae. The record is from RefSeq and is a predicted model, not a curated record.
AUGGCUGGAGAGGAAGUGAAGGUAUCGGGGAUCGAUAAGUUUGAUGGCACGGAUUAUGGAUAUUGGAGGAUGCAGAUAGAGGACUACCUCUAUGAGAAGAAACUUCAUCUUCCAUUGUUAGGGAAGAAGCAGGACAGCAUGUCAGUUGCUGAUUGGACCUUGUUGGAUAGACAGGUCCUGGGGGUUAUUCGAUUAACCCUGUCGAGAUCCGUUGCACACAACGUCAUCACGGAGAAGACGACUGCGGAUCUCAUAGCGGCUUUGUCAGGUAUGUAUGAAAAGCUUUCAGCAAAUAACAAGGCAUCUGAUAAAAAAGUUAUUUAAUAUGAAGAUGGUAGAUGGAAAGAUUCAGGCGAGACCUCAGAUUCGAGUUCAGCAUUGAAUGUUGACUCUCAGGGGAGAGCACAAGAUAGGAACUCAAACAGAGGCAGAUCAAAAUCAAAGAAUAGGGGGGCUUCCUUCCAUACAUCUUUCCAUCGGGAGAUAAUUCAGAAUUAUGUUGCAGUGGUGCUUUCAAAUAGCACUUGGAAGGUCAUCAAAGGGGCAUUGGUACUGGCUCGGGGUAAGAAAAUUGGUACACUUUAUAUGACUACUGGUUUGGAUAACACUAUUGCUACUACCGUUGCAUAG